Molecule: messenger RNA, 1644 nt
Organism: Penicillium olsonii
Lineage: Eukaryota; Fungi; Ascomycota; Eurotiomycetes; Eurotiales; Aspergillaceae
Source: the annotation of a GenBank genome assembly
AUGUCUGUCCAGGACUUCUUGCAGCAGGUCGAUCGCCGGCGCUUCGGCACCGGCAUGGCCUUGCUGGUCCUGCUUGCUUUCUAUUCGCCCCUCUCCAAGCUGGUCCUGUCUCCGACCUAUGGAUAUCUCCCCUCGACGAUCUUCCAUAGCUUUGGAGUGGCCAUCUCCGGUGGACUUGGAUGGUUGCUUAAGGACAAAAUUUCGAAACGUCUGGGUCGCCUUGGUGGUUACUUACUUCCUGUGCUGGCAUUCUGGGUUCCUACUAUCCAGUACCUCAUCAAGCAGCAGAGCUCCAAGAUCGGCAACCCAACAGGCCCAGUGGUCACGGAGCUAUGUGGCUACUACCCUCUGGUCUUGCUUACAGUGGCUUAUGCUGGAAAGCUGAUCCAGACUUCCUUGAGGCUUGAGGCACACGGUGACCUGGCUGCUGAGCAUGUGCCCCUGAUUGGUACAUAUGUGCUCUAUUCCAUUGGCGACCACUUCGCUACAACGCUUCUUUCGUGGAUCGUUGGAACAACAUUCCUGUUCACCAGAGUCGGCAUGCAAAUUCUCCUUGCCACCUGCUACUCUGCUUUGAUUCCAUCCAAGUGGCUCGCAUUGGCAAUUCCUUCCAUCAUUUUCUCCUUCACCUCGAAUGUUCACUUUGCGGGAAUCAACGGUGUCAAUUCUGCCAUCCAGCACGAAGGAUACACUCUCCUGGCCCGCCAGGAAGCUUACACGGGAUACAUCUCCGUUCUUGAGAACGACAAUGAUGGAUUCCGUGUCAUGCGCUGCGACCACAGCCUGCUCGGCGGCCAGUGGACUAAGAAUGUCCCCGGAUAUCACCCCGAGGUUGAGGAUCCCAUCUAUGCAAUCUUUGCCAUGCUAGAGGCUGUUCGUUUGGUUGAACCCGAUAACGGAAUUCCUCGCGUCGAUGCAGACAGCAAUGCUCUUGUCAUUGGCCUUGGAAUUGGUACCACCCCCGCUGCACUUAUCAAGCACGGCAUCGAGACCACUAUUGUCGAGAUUGACCCUGUCGUGCACAAAUUUGCCGUUGAAUAUUUCAACCUUCCAGCGAAGCAUAUUCCCGUGAUUGAAGACGCCGUCAAGUUCGUCAAGAAUGCCGAAUCCUCCUCCAAGUCUCCGCAAUACGACUACAUUGUCCAUGAUGUAUUCACUGGUGGCGCUGAGCCCGCUGACCUAUUCACCUUUGAAUUCCUAUCUGGCCUCCACUCUCUCCUCAAAAACGACGGUGUCAUCGCCAUUAACUAUGCCGGCGAUCUGACUCUCUACCCGACCGGUCUCGUUGUGCGCACUGUUCAGGCCGUUUUCCCGUCCUGCCGUAUCUUCCGCGAGGCCCCUGCCGGCAAUGAAGAGGAUUCCAAGUUCACCAACAUGGUCUUGUUCUGCAAGAAGACCGAGGCACCACUCCGAUUCCGUGACCCUGUCCCGGCAGACUACCUGCGCAGCAGAUCUCGGCAAAGCUACCUUGUUCCCGAGCAUGAGUUGGACCCUGCUAUGUUUGCUUCCUACCCCAAGGGCGGCAGGCCGUUGUUGUGGGCCAAGGAAGCUGGCAGACUGCACAAGUACCAAGACCGCAGUGCUUUGGCUCACUGGUCUAUUAUGAGAAAUGUUCUGCCUGAUGCUGUCUGGGAAAACUGGUGA